GGUCGCCAUUGACGACGUGGGGAGUGGUGGUUGCCUAGCAACCGCGGGCCUGCAUGGGGGACGCCAUUGGGGUUGACGGCGUUGAGGCGGCGUGGAGCUACCUGGUUUGCGGUGAAGAAUGCCUGAAAAUGAAAUUUCCAGCACAAAGCUGGCCCAUACUAAGAGCCCCAAACAGUCAAAGCGGACAUCAUUCCAGGAUGAACUAGAACAGACCAUUGCUGGCUGGAAAGGCAGAGGGUUGUUAACAGAUGAAGGAGAAAAAGAGCACGCAAUUGAUGAAGAUGAUGAAGAAUUGCUGGCGAUGUUUGACAAAACGAUAAAAAGGAAAGGACGUGCAUCCAGAAGGAUUAACAAACGUGACAAGCUUUCGAGUUUUGCAUUUAACUUUGAGCUGUCGGAUGACGAAGAGGACAAAGAAAAGGAAAAAAAAGUUGCGGAAGGAAAACGAUCAUCUUUCCUGAAACGGGAUCGAAAGGUCGAGGAGCAUGUGGAUGAUCAAGUUGACUCCGUGAUGGAACCACAUGUCACUUCCCAAGGGCAUGUUGAAGACAGCAAGUUAACGAACAGGGAGGGCCAUCGCAGACCCAGGUCACAUGACAGACAAGUCUCAUUUGCAACCUCUCCUUCUUUAACAGGCAAUGAGGAAGGCAGAUCAACGCCAGUACCUAUGCCACGUAACAGGGCAGCCACAGGUCGGAGCUCAGCGGAAGGGUAUUCGGAUGACUUCUCUUCAGAAAUGACCAAAAGUAGCCGUUCUCCUUCGCCAGCUCGGACUCUGUCAUCAACCUCAAGGGUGUCUGCCUCGACACAACGCCGAUCAUUGUCUCCAUCAGAAACACCUGCACCGACUCCAGCAUUGCGCCAUUCUGCUCGGCAGGAAAUGCGACGAGAAAUCUCCGGGGAUAUUUCACUUCGACCACCUUCUCCUGACCCCAACCCAACCGACAAUGGAGCAUUACCAUCUGGCAGGGACUCGAAGACACUUACUGACGGACCUCAGUCAAUGGGCAAACGAGCCUCAUCAGAGUCUCUGGUCACAUUCAUUCCAGAGGAGCCCGUGAAAUACGUCCAAACCCCUUACAAGCCAGAAUCACACCGGUCCACUGCGAAAAACUCUACAAUUGACCCACAGUCAACAGAAGGUCAGCUUUUUGACAACACACUGGCUGAAAUCUCACAAGAGAACUACAGUGGCGGAAAGGGCACUGGAGGUGGAAUGCACUCAGAGACGAUUGAUGACCAGUUUGAAAACUUGUCACAUACAAGCCAAACGGCAAGUUCUCUGAAUCGCACGUACGUGAAGUCCCAGAGAGGACGAAGCCCUCGACCAAUCUCUGCAAAGUCGCGUUACUUGGGCACGCUCAAGGUGCUUGAUUCCAGGUCGCAGCUGAAUGUCAGUUUGAGCCCUGAAUGUCCCGAUACCAUCCGUGCAUCUAUCUAUCAGGAGUGGUUAAAGAGAAAGACUGCAUCAAUAAAGGAGCAAAAAGAAAUUGAAGAACGAUUAAAAAGGGAAAAAGAGAUAAAAGAGCAGAAAGAAAAGGAAGACAAGAAGAUGGAAGUGGAGAGCACUUUCCAGGCCUGGAGCAAGCAGAAGAAAAAGUCCAUUGCGGAACAGCAGAAGAAAAAAAUCGAAGAAGACAGAGAGAAACAGAAGGCCGAUAAAGCAAAGGAAGAACACAACGAAGAUGCAAAAAAGGCAGCCUUUGAGAGGUGGAAAGAAGAUAAAGACAAGCAUAUUUUGAAAGAAUGUCUCAAAGAGAAAUCAGUUGAGCGAGAAAAGCAACACAAGGAAAAAGAGAAAAUGGACCAAAAAAAGGAGGAAGCAGAGAAGUUAUACGAGACAUGGAAGAAGCAAAAAGACAAAGAAUUGAAAGAUAAGAAAAAAGAGUUAAAACAAGCAAAGAAAAGGGAUGCGGAGGAGAGGGCCAUUAAAGAAUGCAAAGAGAGGCAAGCCCAGGAUGAAUAUGAACACUGGAUGGACAAAAAAGAGUCGCAGCAAAAGCUGGAUCGGAGGCUGCGGAAGAGCCGUUCUCUUUAUCAAGAAGAAGUUCCACCCUGGAGUCCACCUAACCGUACAGUUCCUCAUGGAAAAUAAUGCUUCAAUAUUUACACCCUAUACAAAGCUUAAUAUCUAUUAAAGUUCCGUGUAGCUAGUGUGUAGAUUUCUUUUGUGUAUAUAAUUUACAUGGAAUGUGGUAAUCACAGUACUUAUCGACUACUUCUAAUUCCAUUGUACAAUGCUGUUGUCAAAAUGUGAUCGCCUCAUGCUUACCGAUACAUUUUAAUUGAGUAAAUUAUCCCAUCACUUUGCGUUUCACUUGAUACUUAUUAUUUCAGUGCAGUUGAAACACAUCUUAAAAUGUAAUUAAACCAAAAAAAACUGCAUAAUGAAAUCAUAAUUUUGUGGUGUUCAAAAGUCAAUGAUUCAAUGACACUUUUUGGAAGCUACAAAAUCAGAACUUGUUGGCUUUAAAUCUUCAAAAAUGGACCUCGUAGUAUGCUUAAUGUGGGAAAAAAAUGUUUGCACUUAGUAGUAAUAAUACAUGGGAGAGAUAUUUACGGACGCUAUAGAAAUGUAAGUAGCAUCUUAAUGGGAUAAUUGACGUGACAAUUAUUUUACACGAAGUGCUAAAUGUAAGAAAAGACAGCAAAACCUGGCAUGCACAGGUGCAGUUUACAUGCAGAUCUGUCUUCACUUUGUGGCCACCAAUGCAGUGACCCACAGACUGCAUUAAUCCAACAGUUGUCAGCCUCCCUACUGGAGGCGUGACGCGAGCCCCAGGGGCAACUGCAUUCAGGGAUAAACUAAUGGAGCAUGACGUGCCCAAAGAAAUAUAUUCGUGGCAAUGGAAGGUUGGGAUGAUUCACUCCAUCAUUUUGACUACAGCAGGCACUUGAUAAGCAUCGAGUUGAUGGGGUCCAUGACUUAAUUCUCCAAUUAUCACUAUCGCCUAGAUAAUUAUUAUAAUAGAACAAUUUCCAUGAAGUGGAAAUUUGAAUAUGAACCUGUUUUGCUUGAUCAUGCAAUCAUUUAUGGGGGGGGGGGGGGGGGGAGGUUUGCCUCAAAAUGACCACUCUAACCUUCAUUGUGUUCUAACCGGUGAUGACCAUUAAUUAUUUUUUUUAAACGCAUGGAUAUGGAAAAUACAUUUUACUCGAUGAAAAUUGUAAACUAUUUCCCCAAAAGUGAUAAACCUACAAUCGUGACAAAUCUAUAAUUUUCUAUGAUAAAAUUCGAAUCGUUUUGUCCUUGGAAAUAUAUCCAAGCUGAACGAAUCGGCCAUCAAAACAAACACACUUUUGCAUCUUAAAGUACUUGCAAUAUUGCAAAAUGUGUUUUAUUAAAAACAUUGAAAAUACAAAAAUAAUCGUACAUUACAGCUCAGAGCAAAGCUGAGCAGGUGGAUCAGAACCACCUACCUGCUGCAGACCUCAUCAACAAAAACCUGCAGAUCAUAUUGCUCUGAGCACCUUUGCACCACGUGACCCUUAGGAGUAGAAUUGGGUAAAGCAACCUGGGCAAACAGACGCAUGUGUUUUCAACGAACUGCAGUGACAUUUAUUAUAUCUCAGGACGAAAUUAGAUUCUACUUUGACAUUCUGGGCAGAAGCCCUGCCUGGUUACAGCUAUUUUAUGUUAUUUUAAUCACUUUUUUGGUGUAUCCAAUCUUUUGGUCAUGAAUAUUGUUUGUGUGGAAAAGUCAAAAAGCAAUUUUGAACAUGUAAAACAUGGGUAAUUAUAAUUGGUUGAGAAUGUUGUGGAGGUAGGAAAAAUUAUAAAAUGAUUCAUGAGCAUGGCUGAUCACACUGCAUAUUUAUAGCAUAAAUGAACAGCAUCACAAUUGACAGAUUAUUAUGAAAAUCAAUUUUCUAUGACGUAUCUUUCUGGUAAACCAUAUAUGGCCAUUCUAUGUGUAUAUACAUUUUUUUUAUUGCAGAAUGUAAAACAUGCAAGUUUUUUUACUGAACUCAUUGGGUUACAUUGGGAAUUUUACAGGGUAUUUUAAUAUUCACUUUGCAACAAACUGUUUAUUUGAUAAUGGCCUGCAAACUGGCUUAUUGGUGAGUGUGCUGUUAGGAUGUUCAACCUCACAAAUACAAUCAUGCACAUUGAAGAUUGUAUUUUACCUGAUAAAUUGUUUGUGAUGCUUUUAAAUCGUGUUUCAGACUUCCAUACCAUUUACAUUUUUUUCAGAUUGCCUUUUUAGUGAGAAUUUUUAUAUACAUCUUGUAUGCACAUUUCUCACAAUAAAAAAAAACCCAUAGCCCAAAUUGCAACACACACAUCAAAUAAAAUAACCCGAAUAAAAUAUCGUACAUCUUGACAUAUAUUAAAGAUAAGGUACUAUUUAAUAUUGUGCUUUGAAUAAAACCAGUAAGAUUA
Lethenteron reissneri (Far Eastern brook lamprey) is the source of this 4384-nucleotide messenger RNA. Its product is annotated as microtubule-associated protein 9-like. Lineage: Eukaryota; Metazoa; Chordata; Hyperoartia; Petromyzontiformes; Petromyzontidae. Gene Ontology annotation, cellular component: astral microtubule. Gene Ontology annotation, molecular function: microtubule binding. Gene Ontology annotation, biological process: mitotic cytokinesis; regulation of mitotic cytokinesis; mitotic spindle assembly. The record is from RefSeq and is a predicted model, not a curated record.